Messenger RNA from Eremothecium cymbalariae DBVPG#7215, 2424 nucleotides. It is a transcript of the gene CWH41, whose product is annotated as mannosyl-oligosaccharide glucosidase. Gene Ontology annotation, molecular function: Glc3Man9GlcNAc2 oligosaccharide glucosidase activity. The transcript has a single exon. The record is from RefSeq and is a predicted model, not a curated record. Lineage: Eukaryota; Fungi; Ascomycota; Saccharomycetes; Saccharomycetales; Saccharomycetaceae. Gene Ontology annotation, biological process: oligosaccharide metabolic process; protein N-linked glycosylation. The coding region runs from base 1 to 2424 and encodes 807 amino acids. Gene Ontology annotation, cellular component: endoplasmic reticulum membrane.
AUGCCAAGAUACAAAUUGUCACUUUUACUGUCUAUUAUUUGUUUUCAAUUUGUUUUACCCGCCUUCUGCCAGACUGAAUUCGAGGAAUUCGACAAGUUUAAUAAUGAUUCCUUACUUUGGGGAGCAUACAGGGCCAAUUGCUAUUUUGGCGUGAGGCCCCGGUACGUAAAUGAAGAUGCAUUUAUUAUGGGGCUGAUGUGGAUGAACUCGAUGAAUCCAGCUGCGGCAGACAAGCUACGGCACUUUGUUGAUAUGGGAGAUAAUAUGGCAAAGUAUGGAUGGGAAUUAUACGAUCCAAGAGUUGGAGGGAAACAAGUUAUUAUUGAUAAAGAGAACAAUAUGAACUUAACUAUAUAUUUUGUUAAAAGUCAGGAUGGACAAAACUGGGGCUUUAGGGUUCGUGGCGAAGCAUUAGAUCCCACCAGUUCACUAAUCAGUGGAUCAAUUAUUUACUACAUGAACCAGGAAGGAGACAGAGCUACGAACUAUUUAUUGUCUGAUAAAUAUGGGCUUGAUAAAGCAAAACAACUUCAUGGUAUGUCAGCUGAAUUAGGCGAAUAUGAAGUCCAAAUUUUUACUACCAAGGGUCAUCCAUAUUCUCUUGCAGAGGCCAUAACUCCUGAUUGCGAUCCUUCAACAACAUCGCAUGUUUCCAUGACCGUACCCGGUGAAGAAACAUGGAAAGCUAAGGAGAUUUUUAAAAUGUUGAUUUUAGAUUCUUUGAAAGAACAUAUGGUUGCUUUGCGGGAAAAAUUAAAUCCAUUGCUCCUUCCUAGUGCGCUAACUGUGAGGAACAUCCAUAAAUUUCAACCUGGUAACUUCCAUUAUAUCCAGAAGACAUUCGAUUUGUCUAAGGGACCGUUUGAGGUCGAUUUUAUUUACAAUAAGGUUAAUUCAAAUGAGCGGCUAGAAAAGCUAGACCAUCUAAUACAGCCUAUGAUGAAUAAGAUUCGUACUAACUUCGAAAAGAGGUUUCAAAUUCGUGAUGAGAAAACCAAACAAUUCGGAAUUCAAACAUUAUCAAAUUUACUAGGGGGAUUAAGCUAUUUCCAUGGGAAGCAAAUAGUUGAUAGAGUAUCUGAACUUGAUGAAGAAAGUUUUGAAACGAUUAGCUUGAACCAUCCCGAGGAGGAAGGCCCACUUAGCUUAUUCACAUUCGUUCCAAGUAGAGCAUUUUUCCCCAGAGGAUUUUAUUGGGAUGAGGGGUUUCAUUUACUGCAGGUGAUGGAAUAUGAUUUUGAUUUAGCAUUUGAAGUUUUACGUAGCUGGGUUCAACUUAUUGAAGACGAUAGCGGUUGGAUUGCUAGAGAAUUGAUUUUAGGACAGGAAGCUAGAAGUAAAGUACCUGAAGAAUUCCGAACGCAAAACCCAAAUAUAGCCAACCCUCCAACUUUAGCAUUGGCUUUUAGUGAGUUGUUGCAAAAAGCCACAUCUGAUGGAAUGUAUAAGUCUGAUUUUGACCAGCAAUAUAAUGAUGGCUUGGGCGGUGACCAAUUGAGAAAUAACCAUGAGCUGCUUAUUCAAUAUUCUGAAAGGAUUUACGAAAAGUUUUUGAUUCAUUUUGAGUGGUUCAGAAAGACCCAACGGGGUAUGGUGGAGGAAUAUUUGGAGUUAUCUGAUAUCAAUGAUGAUCUAGUAAAUGUGGAGGAAGGUUAUAGAUGGGUGGGGCGAACCUUCACUCACUGCCUGCCAAGUGGUUUUGAUGACUAUCCGCGUGCUAUACCUCCAGAUAUUGCAGAACUGCAUGUAGAUGCACUUUCCUGGGUUGGAAUCAUGGCAAGGUCUUUGAAACAGGCAGCUCAAGUCUUAGGUAAGUAUUCAGAUGCGGAAAAUUUCCAAGUUAUUGAAGAUAAUGUUAUUGAGAACUUAGAAUAUUUUCAUUGGAGCAAAGAGCACAAAAGCUAUUGUGAUAUCACAAUCAAUGAUGAAGCCGAUGUACGCAAGUUUGUUUGCCAUGAAGGCUAUGUAUCGUUGCUGCCAUUUGCAUUAAAAUUAAUACCGCGCAACAACCAAGUUCGUCUAAAGCAUAUGAUUAAACUAAUGAGUGAUCCUGAAAAAAUAUUCAGUGAGUUUGGCCUUCUAUCUCUAUCAAAACAGGAUAAGUACUAUGACACUGCGGAGAUAUACUGGCGUGGCCCUAUUUGGGUUAACAUCAACUAUUUAUGCCUGGAUGCCUUACGCUCUUACUUCGGUGACAAGGAGGCUAAUUCAAUAGUGGAUCCUACUCUAUUGAAACAAGCAAAGUCAUUAUACCGUGAUCUACGUAAGAACUUAUUGACAAAUAUCGUCGAAGUUUGGGAUAAGGAUGGCUUUUGUUAUGAACAGUAUAAUCACAAAGACGGUCAUGGCCAAAGAGUACAACAUUUCACGGGAUGGACGUCCUUAGCUGUUAAUAUUGCUGGAAUAUUUCCGGAGACUAUUUAA